Aspergillus glaucus CBS 516.65 is the source of this 1282-nucleotide messenger RNA. Its product is annotated as aromatic ring-hydroxylating oxygenase subunit alpha. The coding region runs from base 129 to 1250 and encodes 373 amino acids. The transcript has 2 exons. The record is from RefSeq and is a predicted model, not a curated record. Gene Ontology annotation, molecular function: iron ion binding; 2 iron, 2 sulfur cluster binding. Lineage: Eukaryota; Fungi; Ascomycota; Eurotiomycetes; Eurotiales; Aspergillaceae.
CUCCAAGUUCAAGUGUAGUCAACAGCAACUUCAAAGCAAAAUUCAAUCUCAAAGCUCAGACUUAAAAGUCUAAAUCAUCCUUCUUUUCCCAAUUACAAAGACGUGUCUUUGGCACUUUGUUUCUCGCAAUGUCAUUCUUAAGGAACUUCUUUGGUACUUCCGCUGCUGCGGUGAAGGACGAGAAGAGCCCUAUUCGUGCUCUGCCCGCUUCCUGGUACACCUCCCAGAGCAUGUUUGAGCUUGAACGACGAUCUAUCUUUACCCGGAAAUGGCUUCUCACUACCCAUAAGCACCGUGUCCCCAACGCCGGUGACUGGGUUCGAUAUGAUGUCGUUGGCUAUGAAUUCGUCAUCCUCAAGGAUCAGGAAGGAAGCAUCAAAGCUUUCCUCAACAACGAUCUCUCCCCUUCUAUCCAUGUGCACAUUGACCGAAAUGGUUUCGUCUGGGUCAAUUUGGACGCUGGCGAGGUUCCCGAGGUUGCCUGGAAGGAUGACUUCGACGGUGUCGAUGAGCAGCCCCGGUUCGACCACUACAACUUCGAGGAUUAUACAUUCGACCACACCUGGGAUAUGGAGGGCGACUUUAACUGGAAGAUUCUGGCCGACAAUUAUAACGAGUGCUACCACUGUCAGGUCGCUCACCCUGACAUCCCCAAAAUCGCCGACCUCAACUCCUACUAUGUCAAGACCAAGGACGGCCACAUUCAACAUUACGGCGCGCAGCGACAAGACCAGAUUGAGAAGGGCUUCCGAAUUGCCACUACCUACUUCUGGCCUAAUGCCUCUUUCAACGUGUCUCCUAACUUCUUUUUCAUGCAGCGAUUUACUCCCAUCAGCCCAACCAAGUCAGUGAUGCGAUACGAAGUCUAUCGUCACAAGAACGCCAGUGACGAGGCCUUCAACCUCAUCAGCGACAUGUACAAACGAAUCAUGUCCGAGGACAAGUACCUCUGCAUUAACAGCCAGAAGAACCUCAACGCCGGCGUCUUUAUCAACGGCGAGCUUCACCCCGAGAUGGAGAAGGGUCCUCUGCAUUUCCAGAAAACUGUGCGUGAUGUCGUUAUGGAACAUCGCAAGAAGGAGCAGGCCGCCGACCACGAAAUCUGGCCCGCUGAACAAUGUCUUCCCAAGAACGCUACCGUCAGCCACGACAACAUCACUUUCCACACGGUUAUGGACGGCUGCAGCAUGGAGAAGGACAAUUUUAAUGAGCCCUUGAAAGGCAGUCUUGCUACGACAAUUGCUGUCUAGGGAGCUGGUGGUGAAAGGAUAAAGGGAGAAGG